UCCUUAGAAACGGAAUACUUAAGGUUGUGUCUAAGGAGACCAGGUUAAACUAUUUGACAAAGGUGUUAGUAUCUACGUUUAGGAUCUUAAUUAUGGGUGUUAAAAAAUAACUGAUUAGUUGUUAGUUCAUUGUUAUUAUAAAUGAGGCGCACACUGCCAAAAGUGUUUGUAUUGUUCCACUUGAUCGCAAUAUAUCUUUAUUUUGUUUUUCACAUUUUAUUUGCUUUUUGUGGAGAGUUGGUUGAUUUAUUGGGCGUUUGAUAUUGACGUAGACAGUGUAAGUCGAAUCACACGAGGAUGUCUGCAUCUGUUAAACCAAGCCCGUCACCUCCAGCUCUGCCGAAGCCAGCGGGACUGAGGGUUAAAAUCAAUACAGCGGCUCCGUUGAUCGGAGAAUCCGAAAGAGCCCGGAGAGAGAAGACGGCCUCUGGGGAUCGGUCCAGCCUGCAGCUCCCGUCCCUACGCUAUGAUUUCAUUCCCGAUGAGCUGCUCAACUCGCUCAUUUCUACGGUGAAUCCCUUGGAGACAUGCAGAUCCUCCAGAGUCACCAGGAAAGGCUUCAGGGUCCGUGGUUUGCACAAAACAGAUGCAGCCUGGUACCACGCAUUUGGGAGAAAGAAAUACAAGUAUUUUCUGGACCAACCGACUUCCGUGACCGGAGCUGGGAGAGAUAUCUCCUUCCUACGCGACGCCAUAUCUGCGCAGAAGAAAGUGAGUCUUCUGCCCCCGGUGGCAGACCUGGGAAGCGUCCAGAAGGAUGUAAACCUGAUGGGGAGUCUGAUACCAGAGGAGUAUCACAUUGUGAAGAACAAAGGCGUAGUUGGCCUGACAUACUAUGAGGACAAAUACACCAUCCUUCUGGAGGAUGAGGAGAACAGGCUGAAGAUCUUCCCAUCACUGAAGCCCAGCGGGAGAGUGGAAGCGGUACAGCUGAUGAGGGUGAUGGAUGCCAUGCUGGACAAGGCUGGGGUCAAUCAGGACUUUCCAGAGCUGAGGGAGUCCUCACAGAUGCAGAGUCUUCUGGAGUUAGUGCAGGUGGAGCAGAACAUCUAUAACAUUAUCUUCCAUGAGGUGAUCCGGCAGGUCAGCGUGGAAUGUGCGGAGAGAGGGCAGCUACUGUCCAAGCUCAGACAGAGGUACGCCGCCCUGCUGGACCGUAUCCCACGGCAACUGAAGGGGCUGCACACGCAGAGCCUGGCUCAGCGGGGCCUGGACCGGCGUCUGAUGGAGGAGAUCACUCGCUUCAAGAGCUCCGUCUCUCAGCUCAGCAAUGAGCUGAGCAACAUGAAGGCCCAAGAUGAAAACAUGUCAGGACAAGUGGCCAAGGCACAGGAAGAUCUGUCCAAGGCACUGGAACAGUCACAGAGGAACUCAGACCUGGUCGCAGAGUACCAUCAGCUGUAUGAGAUGCAGCGCCGGAGGCUGGAGGCCCAGGUGGCCCGGCUAACUGAGGAGAGGAACCUCUGGAGCAGAGUCAGUUACAGUGUGGUUCUUAAGGUGAUUGAGGCGAAGAGACUCCAGGUGGCUGACAGGCUGCACGUCAGCGAGCGGACCUGGGCUGAGCUGGCAGAGCACUUUGUCACACUGCUGACGUCCAGGGACGCGGAGGACAUGAACCGCAUCCUGCAGUUCACAGACCAGUGGAAAGACUGCGUGCGCGGUUUCGUGCGGGAGAUGGAGACAGCCGAACGCAGCCAGCGUGAGGAAAUGAGGGCCGUCGGGGCCGGCGUUGCAAAAUGGCACCAGUGGUCUCUGGCUAAUGUCAAGGGACUAGACAAGACGCUCAAUAAGGAGUCAGAGGAAAGUUUGUUUAAUGACCUAAAACACUGGGUGGCAGCGUUAAACCUGCAAAGUGACCUUUACGGAGGCAGCGACCUUCGCUUCCAGGAGACCCUGGACUUGCUGUCGCAGCUGCAUGAGGGAUGGCUGGAGGUGGGCUUGCGGCUUUUUAAGAGGCACCUUCAGCCCGACGGGCAGCCCCCUGUGGGGUGGCGAGCCAUGCAGAAUCUGAAUGCGACUAUCUCAGAGCUGCACGUGCAGCUGGGCACUCGUGCUGCUGGGGAGAGCGGUGUCCGCAGGCUGCUGUUAUCUCUAGCCAGCAUGAUGGAGCCCUGGGCUGCCAAGCUAACGGCAGCGAGUGAUUGGCCAGGAGGCAUGCCCCCUUGUGAUUGGUUGCAGCUGGAGAAGGCUCUGGCCAAUUGGACAAAGCUAACAGAAGGAGGCCUGGAGCAAGUGUCCAGGACCCAGCCAGGGAGCGAGAAGCCGAGUCCCCACAUCAGGAUCAAUGUUCAUGAGGUUCUCGCUGUGCUACGUGAGUUUGUCUUCACGCAAAGCAGCUUUUUUGACUGCGAAAACCAAAAGCUAAGUGAGGAGGUGAUCUCCAUCCACACCUCCCUGACCCGCUGGAUGGUAGCCCUGCUUCUCCUUAUGGUUCCCAAUUGCACCAGUGACCUCGAGGCACCCCAGUUACCAGGCCCCGAACGAGACAGUUAUCCUCUCACAGUACAGGAGUUGGAGGAGGAUGCCAGAUGCAUCGUGCAAAAGCUGGACAGAUUCUCCAAGUAUCUCAUCAACUUAUAUCAACCUGUCAUUGAAGAGGACAUCCAAAGGGGAAUGGGGGAUGAGUCAGCAAGUCAGCUUGUUGAGCUCAAAACAUUACAGCGGGAGUGUGGAGAGUGGAUAGACACGUGUCAGAUCCUGCUGUCAGAUCUGAGGGGACAUCCGGUGGACCUGCAGGUGACCACGACCGUCGCCAAGGCUGUGACAGAAUCCAUCGGCGAUGUCCUUCCCGCCGUAGAGUCCCACAAAGAAUUGUUGGUGGAUCAAGUGACGGGGUCAUCUGCAGCCUUGGAGCUGGGAGGAGCAGUGCUGGGAGAGCAGGAGGUUCCAGAUAGUCCAGAAGAAGCAGCCCAUCUGAGGCUGAUUGGUCAUGACGGCGACAUUGUUGAAAAGAGCCUGGGGGCAGAAACUGUACUGCUGGCGGGGACGGAGACCCAGGUCAUGCGCCCACAGACUCCCAGUGCACAGAGAGCCUUUGAUGCCUUGGACACCAUUGGGCUGCUCCAGCAGCAGUUACUAGGGGCAGAGCAGCGGGCCCUAAGUGCGGAAGAACGGGCCCUGAGCGCGGAGGAGUCGCUGCAGGCUGCACUGGUCAGGAUCCAUGAACUGGAGCAGCAGAUUCAGGGAGGAGGUGCCAUGGAGGAGAGAGAUGACAGUGUUUUGGCACCAGUAACUAAUGGAGAGUCUCCUGACCCCAAACCAGCAAGUGCAAAGACAAAAAGCAGGAGGCCAAAGCUGGCGCAGAAGCCCUGAUCUCCAUUGUCAGGCCACAGGACUCUCCGGAAGACACUAAUCCCAGUGUUAUGGAGCAGUAAACAUUCAUUGUACCAGAACAGCACACCAUUCAUCCAAAGUUUGUAAGUCUGUAGGUUGGUGUUCUGUAAUAUGACUUUUUCUUCUAAAUUAUUUGGUAUAUAUUUUCUUAACCCACAAUAUGAGCUCAGCAGAUGAGGAAUCUAUGAAUGAGAAGCAUAAACUGUCAACAAAUUCAUAUGUAAGUUUAUUUGAUUUUUUUUUUGUAUAGCAUUAUAGUCACAAUGGGGAAAGCAAAAAAAAAGUACACAGAGAGCCCAGCAUAAAGCAUUUUUACGGCUUCUGUCUUUAGAUGUGUUGAUGGUUGAUGAAGUGUGAUAAUAUUCCUCAGGAAUUUUACAGUGACUCAAAAUAUUUAUAAAACACCCAGAGAAACAAUAAAGCAUCGAUCCAUCCUUUUCCCAUAGCUGCA
This is a messenger RNA of Paramormyrops kingsleyae, 3784 nucleotides long. It is a transcript of the gene axdnd1, whose product is annotated as axonemal dynein light chain domain containing 1. NCBI's taxonomy places the organism in Eukaryota, Metazoa, Chordata, Actinopteri, Osteoglossiformes, Mormyridae. The record is from RefSeq and is a predicted model, not a curated record.